AUGGCUGAUCAGCAAAAUAUCCGCGCGUUCCAAAAGCAGUUGGGUAUCAACCUAAACCGCAAGAAUGUGUCCAGGAAGAAGGGGCUGCGUAUGCACCAUAGCAUUGGUCUCGGAUUCAAGACUCCGAAAGAGGCCAUCACCGGAACUUACAUCGACAAGAAAUGCCCAUUCACGGGACACAUUUCCAUCCGUGGUCGUAUCCUGACUGGUGUUGUGCGUAAAAUGAAGAUGCAUCGUACUAUUGUCAUCCGUCGUGAUUAUCUGCACUUCAUCCGUAAAUACGACCGUUUCGAGAAGCGGCACAGAAACAUGAGCGUGCAUCUGUCGCCCUGCUUCCGUGAUGUCGAAGCUGGAGAUAUCGUGACCGUUGGCGAGUGUCGGCCGCUUUCCAAGACCGUGCGCUUCAACGUUCUGAAGGUCAGCAAAAUGGCCGGAUCGAAGAAGAAGUUCAGCAAGUUCUAAGCGCUGGUUUGCUUGGCGUGUGGUAUUCGCCUAUCAGCAAAGAAGGAUGUAUGAGUUGGACGGAAGGAAUAAAGAAUGAUAACCAACUACAAA
Molecule: messenger RNA, 555 nt
Organism: Anopheles arabiensis
Lineage: Eukaryota; Metazoa; Arthropoda; Insecta; Diptera; Culicidae
Gene: RpS11
Product: 40S ribosomal protein S11
Exons: 4
Coding region: 1-462 (153 amino acids)
Biological process (GO): translation
Cellular component (GO): cytosolic small ribosomal subunit; ribosome
Molecular function (GO): structural constituent of ribosome
Source: RefSeq, a predicted model, not a curated record